Malassezia pachydermatis is the source of this 1329-nucleotide messenger RNA. RefSeq lists its product as hypothetical. Gene Ontology annotation, molecular function: poly(A) binding. Gene Ontology annotation, biological process: regulation of mRNA stability. Bases 1 to 1329 code for a protein of 442 amino acids. Gene Ontology annotation, cellular component: nucleus; cytoplasm. The record is from RefSeq and is a predicted model, not a curated record. Lineage: Eukaryota; Fungi; Basidiomycota; Malasseziomycetes; Malasseziales; Malasseziaceae. The transcript has a single exon.
AUGACCGCGACCAUGCUCACCCUCGAGCUGGGAACGCCUGAGGCUACGCGUGUCCAGGAUUCGAUCCAGCAAGUGCUGGUAUCACAUGAUCUUGCGACGCAGGACGAUCAGGUCAUGGCGGAGUAUGUCACCGUGAUGAUCGCGAAUCGCAAAGGCCCCUCCAUGAUCGAAGAAGAGCUGCGUGAUUUGAUGGGCGGCGAGUUGGACGCCUCAAUUGCCCAUAAGAUCUGGGCACAGGCCUGUGAGGUGCUGGGCGUGAACACGCCGGCGGCGCCCGCUGCCCCCCUUCGUGCACGCUCUGCCUCGCCGCCGCCGCCUUCUAGGCCUGACGCAGAUCGGACACAAACUUCGCGCGAGGAUCGGUGGGCAGACACCCAGCAAGUCUCGCCCAUUCGUGGGCGGGCACGUCGGCAGGAGCGGGAGCGUUUCCCGGCAGGUGGCCGGCGCAAGAAGGAGGCGGCGUCACAGCGUGAGGACGCGCCAAGCUUGCUUGCGCGGGCUGGCGUCCCUGAUCCACGCGCGGCGCCCUUUACGCCGAACGACGGUAUGCCACCUAUGCCGAUGCCGAUGCCGCCGCCCUUCGCCAUGGCGAUGAUGGCAUCGAUGGCAGGCCAAGAGGGCCCUUCGCUGUUUGCCCGACUUGAUCCUAUGAUGCCCAACAAUCCCUCUGUGCCGCCAGUGACGAUGGCACCGCCGCCCCGAAACGAUCCAUCUACGUUUCCCACGAAGCCUACACAGAGUGCGCUGUGCCGCUGGUCGUUGCAAUGCACCAACCCCAUGUGCCCCUACAGUCAUCCAUCGCCCGCGAAUGCAGGCCGUCACGGUGAUGCGAGUGCGCUUGUCCUGCGCGAAGAGGCGUGCGAGAAAGGCGGCGCAUGUACCGACAAGGACUGCGUUCUGAGUCAUGUUAGCCCGGCUGUGGCUUUUGCGACGGCGCGGCAUGAGACGACAGCGCAAGCGACGCCCUGCCGAUUUCAGCAGCAGUGUCUCAAUCCGUCGUGCACUUAUGCCCACUAUGAUGCCAAUGGCACGCUCGUUCCACCACCUGGUCAGUCUAUGCCCUCGUCGUCGACGCCAUGCCGCUACGGCGCGGCGUGUACCCGUGCAGACUGCAUGUUCUCGCAUCCAUCGGCUCGUCCACGCAGCAGUGUGCCCUGCCGCUACGGCGAUGGAUGCACGCGACCUGACUGCUACUUUACGCAUCCGCGCGAUGGACCUGCGAAGCCUACGUCGGAACGUCUGCAAGCGUUUGCCGAAGACGUGCCUGAUCGUGAGCGCAUCAUCCCUGGCGAGAUGCCGACGCCCAGUACGACGCAGGUUGUGCCAUGA